This is a messenger RNA of Notothenia coriiceps (black rockcod), 1569 nucleotides long. Its product is annotated as gamma-tubulin complex component 3-like. The transcript is spliced from 13 exons. Bases 82 to 1569 code for a protein of 495 amino acids. Lineage: Eukaryota; Metazoa; Chordata; Actinopteri; Perciformes; Nototheniidae. Gene Ontology annotation, biological process: mitotic cell cycle; meiotic cell cycle; microtubule nucleation. Gene Ontology annotation, molecular function: gamma-tubulin binding; microtubule minus-end binding. Gene Ontology annotation, cellular component: microtubule organizing center; spindle pole; gamma-tubulin complex. The record is from RefSeq and is a predicted model, not a curated record.
GGCGUUGUUCGUGGUAACAGACUUGAGUUAGUUCUUAUUAUUCAGUUAUUGGGAAACAUACGCAGCGUUAGACCCGACAGUAUGGCGACCCUGGAUCAGAAAUCACCCAAUGUGCUUCUCCAGAGCCUCUGCUGCAGAAUCACGGGGAAAAGCGAAGCUGAAGUUGCCCACCAGUUCCAGUAUGCAGUGCGAGUCAUUGGCAGUAACUACGCCCCCACUAUUGAACGGGAUGAGUUCCUGGUGUCAGAGAAGAUCAAGAAAGAAUUGCUGAAGCAGAGGAGAGAAGCCGACGCUGCUCUGUUCUCAGAGCUGCAUAGAAAACUUCAGACGCAGAGUGUUUUGAAGCAUCGCUGGUCUGUUCUCUACUUGCUGCUCAGUCUCUCUGAAGACCCCCGCAAACCGCCCGGCAGGGUUGGAAACUAUGGAGCACUCUUCGCCCAGGCGCUCCCCAGAGACGCCCACUCCACCCCGUUUUACUGCACCCGGCCUCAGAGCCUGGCCCUGGGCUACGGAGAGAGGAGCGCCGGGCUGUCGGCCAGCAUGGGGACCAGCGGCAUCUCCAGCCUGGGAGUGUACACACUGAACGGGCCCACAGUCACACCACAGUCACUGCUGUCUGGUCAGCCCCCUCAGUCUGCAGCCGCUCAGCCUCUGGGUGCCCGGCUGGCCUGGGCUCUUCCUGUCAGCUGUUCCUCUUCCUCUGCGUUGGCCCCUCUCGCCACUCGACCGCUCCUCGGACCUCCAGCUCCCUCCUCCAGAGUGGUCCGACCUCGCAAAGACGGCGAGGUGAGCGAGGCGGCGCUGGUGCGGGACAUCCUGUACGUCUUCCAGGGGAUCGACGGCAAGUUCAUCAAGAUGAGCGCCCAGGAGAACUGCUACAAGAUAGACAGCAAGGUGGUGCUGUGUAAAUCCCUGAGGGACACCAGCAGCCGGCUGGCAGAGCUCGGCUGGCUCCACAACAAAGUCAGGAAGUACACCGACGCCAGGAGCCUGGACCGGGCCUUCGGACUGGUCGGACAGAGCUUCUGUGCCGCGCUGCACCAGGAGCUGAAGGAGUACUACAGGCUGCUGUCCGUCCUCCACUCCCAGCUGCAGGUGGAGGAUGAGCACGGUGUGAUGGUGUGCACAGAGAGCAGUCUGACUCUCAGGAGGCUCCUGGUUUGGAUGUACGAUCCUAAAAUCCGCCUCAAAACACUGGCGGCACUCGUCGACUUCUGCCAAGGUCGGAAAGGAGGCGAGCUGGCGUCAGCAGUUCACUCUUACGGGAAGACGGGCGACCCACAGAUGAGAGCGCUGGUCCAACACAUCCUCAGCCUGGUGUCCAACCCCAUCCUCAACUUCCUGUAUCGCUGGAUCUACGACGGAGAGCUGGAAGACACCUACCACGAGUUCUUUGUAGCAUCAGAUCCCAACGUGAAGACAGACCGUCUGUGGCACGACAAGUACUCCCUCAGGAAGUCCAUGAUCCCCACGUUCAUCACCAUGGAACAGGCCAGCAAGACGCCGCCUGAGGGCCCAAUGUUCAGGAUGUCCUUCAGUCUUAAAAGGAAUCUGCUGAAGUGUCCUUGA